This is a messenger RNA of Pleurotus ostreatus (oyster mushroom), 3666 nucleotides long. RefSeq lists its product as uncharacterized. Bases 1 to 3666 code for a protein of 1221 amino acids. The transcript is spliced from 10 exons. NCBI's taxonomy places the organism in Eukaryota, Fungi, Basidiomycota, Agaricomycetes, Agaricales, Pleurotaceae. Gene Ontology annotation, molecular function: ATP hydrolysis activity; ATP binding. The record is from RefSeq and is a predicted model, not a curated record.
AUGUCGGGGCUUCUGUUAGCAUUGAAGGAUGUGAUUGGAGAUGUGGAAGAUGAUGAUGAGGUCGAUGACGAUCAAAUUCCCGGCGCUACAGAAUAUCUCUCGCAGCCGCAACCCGACACGUCGAACGCCUCCAUUACUCUAGUUCAUAUACCCCCUGCCAAAAUCAAAUCGACAUCCCCGGACCAAUCACCCAUUUCUGCAGAACAGAGCAUUGGCCACACUUCUUUCCGUGCAACACCCGACCUUCUUUCCCCCGUUGGUUCAGAAGUCUCCAACCUUCCAUCCGUGCCAUUUCCACUCCGUAUCCCAUCUCGGGCUUUCCGUCGUGACGACUCUAUCGACUCUGGAUAUGCCGACAGUUGGCAUAGCCCACGCCCCCUUGUGCGCUCCCCUCCGCGAAGCCCUGCGCUGUCUUCCACAUUUGAUAUCCUUGUCUCUCCAUUUGGUACCCCAUCGGCACGAGUUAGAGGGGGCACGCCUGCUCCAGUAUCUCCGCUUACGCUCAGCUUUGAUGAAAGUGCAUCUGCCCCUCCCUCACCAAAUUCUGAUGACGUCGACUCGAACGUUGGGUCUCCCCCGAGGAUCAUGGAUGACGAUGAAGAAGAUGGGGAUUUCAUGCACGACGACUCGUUAACAAGUCGACCGAUUGCAAUCCAGUUAGGAGGACCAGAUAGCUUAUCGCCUCCACCUACUCUCGUGGAUGUUGAUGGUGACUUCAUCUCGCAAGAGAUAGACGAGCACGGUUCACCUGAGCUUGAUCCAUUGUCAGCUGCAGAGCGGUCUUGGGACCUUUCUGAGAAUAAUGCGACGGCCAUUUUCAGCCCAAUAACUUCUCCCAUAAAUGAAGGAGCUCUGAAUAUUCGGCAGUCACUCAACGUCCAGAACCCCACCGAGUGGCUAACUGCAGGCUCGACGAGUUUUAAUCAAGACGACAUCGCUCUUAACUCAUCCCCUUUGCUGAUUCCUGUUCACGACGCCAUACCCGAGCACCGAGAGACAUCCCCUCUUACUCCGGAUUUCAUACCGCCUCACUCUGCCGUUUCUUCUGAGUCAUCCUCAGCAUCUGAGUGUGUCACUGCCGACUUCCUCGACGAUGAAGACCAGACAGGGACCUCAUCGAUCUUCAGUCCUACUGCACGUCUAGCGUAUAUGUCAUCGCCCGAGCCUGCUAUAAACUUGGCUAGUGGUAGCAUGGAUGACACCCUUUACUCGUUGUAUGAUGUUUAUACUGCAGACUCACCCAAGGCGUCCCCAACGCCUAGCCUCCCUUCGCCCUUCUCUGACUCGGAAGGUUCCAUAUUUAACAGCUACACUGAUAUGGAACCUGUUGCGCCUGUUGGAUCACCUGCGUCCACAAUCUCGCGGAAGUCCCGUAGCACCGAUAAGACUCCAACGAAGGCGACAUUCGGUCCACAGAGAGGACGCGUCUUCACGCCGCCUAUUCCCCCCUCGCCCAUUACUCGAGGCCGAUCGGGGACAGUCGUACUCUCCCCAAGCAUCGCGCAAACUGAAACACCGCCAGUGCCUUCUCCACCCUCACCUACAGAAUCCCUAGGAGAACCCAUAUUCGCUUCUCCUCCUUCGCCGUUCCAUCCCUUCGUCAGGCAGUCGAUAGCUAGUGUAAUAGCUCCUGAUUACGUCGCUUCCAGGCGUGCCUCUCUCCGGUCAACUGGGUCUCAGCAUCAGUCUCCUCAAGAGUCAAUCAGAGGGACAGCUUCUCCUCUUAUGGAGCGAGAUUCCUUCUUUUCGUCUCCAGUCCAGGUCGAGGAGCGGUUCCACGAACCUUUUACUAGUCGACGCAGCUCUAGGGGAUCAAUAGAACACCUUGAUGCCGCGGAAGAUGCAACAGUGUCUUGGGCAGCUGACCAACAUCCCGCUGAAGCAAGUACUGACGUCUUCGCUCAAGGCCAAGCGAACGCGUCGACUUCUCGAAAGAAUUCAGUCAGCUCAGGUUAUUCCGAAGGCAGCCACCCCUCUUCUCUACGCCGCGAGUCGUUGUCGCGAACAAACGCGGCCGAAUCGUCGACCGCUGGCCGGAACCGCCGUUCUUUUUUAAAACCGCUUAGAUUAUCUACCAUAUCCAAUCUAUCAUCGUCAAUAUCUCGUUCGUCGUAUAUAGCAUCUGCUUCCUCUGUCACGCCGUCGUCUCCCUCCAUGCAUACGCUCUCUUCUGCUCCCCCCAUUUAUCGCGCAUCUAACCGUUCAUCUGUCGUUUCUGCUUCUGCAUCCGCAUCUGUAUCAUCGUUUCCCCGGAAUUCAUUGAUCUCAACCAAGCGCAUAUCAUAUAUACCCUCCAGUACCGUCAAUACCAUCAGUGCUCAGCAACAUGACGACUAUAACGACACAACAUCUCCCAUGGAACGCAAUGACAUCCGUCGCUCAUCGACUUACGACCUAAAUUACCGUCGACAAUCUAUUCUCAGUUCUCAUUCUCGCACUAAUGGCAAGACGUGGUCCACGCAAUCAAAAGACCUCGCCUCUCACAUUCGCUCAAGUUCCAUUUUCUCUGAACCGACGGGUCUGUACGACCUAGACGAAGACCCCACCAUCACCGAAGAUGGCUUCCUUGAAUAUCAAGACAGUCAGGACGAGCAGAUAUGCAGACCCCUCCAAACGCCUAAUACAGCCCCGCCGACUCGUCCACCCUCUACUAUGGAUUCACCGCAUGCCAUUGGAACACCAUCUCCCAAUCUUAUCUUUGCCAUUGCGAGUGAUGACGUUGACCAAGUCCGUCAAGCGCUCACCCACGGAGACACCAAUCCAAACGAACGCUUAGGCCCACAAUCGGCCCUUGCAUUCACGGUGACAAAUGAUGCUCUAGAGAAUAAGUUGUCGAUUGUGAAGACCCUCCUCGCCCAUGGCGCCGACCCAAGGGGGCUGGAACAAGAGGUCCAGAAGACCGGCAGUAGACGGGGUUCAAGGGAUGAGACUUACGAAUCAAGCGCAUCAACAACUGCUUCUGCCGACACCAGUGGUUUGGAGCAACUAGACCCCGCUACGAGAUAUUACAUCAAGAGGGCUGGCGCUGCACACACCCGACAGACAUCUGCGCUGAUUUAUCGCUCGUUCUUCCGUCCGCUGACAAAAGUUCGAUACGAAAUGGUUGGCCAAGACAGAGCGCUCGAACAGUUGUUUAAGGUACUGAGUAUACACUCAAAGCAACUGUCUGUAGCCCCCAUUGUAGUUCUGUUGUGUGGACCCAGUGGACACGGGAAGUCACUUUUGGCGCGUAGGUUUGGUUCGUUGCUUGACGUCCCGACACACACGGUGAACAUGACCACUGUGCGAUCAACACUUGAUCUGUGGCGAUCCUAUUCAUUGAGUCCGUAUGAGGAACCUUCCGACUCCACUCUUGCCGAAUUCCUGGUGGAAAACGAGGGGAAACGGUGUGUUGUUGUCCUCGAUGAGAUCGAAAAGACGGAGGAUCCCAAAACAUUACAUUCGUUACUUAUGCCUUGGGAACUAGGACGUUGUUCCUUUGAAGCUGGGAGUCGGCAUGUUGAUGUCCGGAAUGUUAUUUGGCUUGGGACUUCAAACGUCGGACAAGAGCUUGUCUUCGACCAUCAUGCCGCACGUGCGGAACCGGAGACGUUGAUGUCUCGUGAGGAGUAUGUACAGCUAAUGGCUUUACUGCGUCCUCGCGUAUCAGAGCAGCUCGGGGUAUGA